AUGGCGGGGUGCGGGGGCGGGCGGGCCUGGGCCGUGGCCGCGGGCGGCCGGCGCUGCUGGGCCGGGCUGCUCGCCGUCAGGAACCACCCCGGGGCUGUCGGGCGCGCCGCCGGACGCGCCGUCGGGGCCUUGGGCGCGCCGCCAAGGAGGACGCUGGCCUCCAGAAACCGACCGGAGGGCAAGGUGUUGGAGACCGUCGGCGUGUUCGAGGUGCCAAAGCAGAACGGGAAAUAUGAAACGGGUCAGCUCUUCCUUCACAGUGUGUUCGGAUACCGGGGCGUCAUCCUGUUCCCUUGGCAAGCCAGGCUGUACGACCGGGACGUGGCGUCCGCGGCUCCGGAGAAAACGGAGAACCCAGCCGGCCACGGCUCCAAAGAGGUCAGAGGCAAAACCCACACGUACUACCAAGUGCUGAUUGAUGCCCGGGACUGCCCAUAUAUAUCUCAGAGGUCUCAGACGGAAGCGGUGACGUUUUUAGCCAACCACGAUGACAGCCGGGCCCUCUACGCCAUACCGGGACUAGACUACGUCAGCCACGAGGACAUCCUCCCGUACACCUCCACGGACCAGGUGCCCAUCCAGCAUGAGCUCUUUGAGCGGUUUCUCCUCUUCGACCAGACGAAAGCUCCCCCUUUUGUGGCCCGGGAAACUCUGCGAGCCUGGCAGGAGAAGAACCACCCGUGGCUGGAGCUGUCAGACGUGCACCGAGAGACCACGGAGAACAUCCGCGUGACCGUCAUCCCCUUCUACAUGGGCAUGAGGGAAGCCCAGAAUUCCCACGUCUAUUGGUGGCGCUACUGUAUCCGCCUGGAAAACCUGGACAGCGACGUGGUGCAGCUCCGGGAACGGCACUGGAGGAUCUUCAGCUUGUCCGGCACCCUGGAGACGGUCCGGGGCCGGGGCGUGGUGGGCAGGGAGCCCGUGUUAUCCAAAGAGCAGCCGGCCUUCCAGUACAGCAGCCACGUCUCCCUGCAGGCCUCCAGCGGACACAUGUGGGGCACGUUCCGCUUCGAGAGGCCCGACGGUUCCCAUUUCGACGUCAGGAUCCCUCCCUUCUCCCUGGAAAGCAAUAAGGAUGAGAAGACACCCCCCUCUGGCCUUCACUGGUAAAAUGGCUGGAGCCCGACCGGCCCCCGGCCCCGGGGGAGCCGGCACGGGGAAGGGGAGGCUCCGGACGUUGGCUCUAAGAGUCCAUCCCCCCGGCGCUCCUCCGGGGCCGGCUCCCCGGGCCGCUCGGCUCAGAAGUGGGCCUGGCAGGGGAGACGGGAACGGGCCCUGCGUAAGCUCGGGGCCCCUCCUCGGUCGCCCCAUUCUGGAACGGGAGCUUUGCUCAAUAAAACAGCGCAUGCCCAGCCGCCAA
Ornithorhynchus anatinus (platypus) is the source of this 1360-nucleotide messenger RNA. RefSeq names its product DNA polymerase delta interacting protein 2 (gene POLDIP2). Lineage: Eukaryota; Metazoa; Chordata; Mammalia; Monotremata; Ornithorhynchidae. The record is from RefSeq and is a predicted model, not a curated record. Gene Ontology annotation, biological process: error-free translesion synthesis. The coding region runs from base 1 to 1110 and encodes 369 amino acids. The transcript is spliced from 11 exons. Gene Ontology annotation, molecular function: DNA binding. Gene Ontology annotation, cellular component: mitochondrial nucleoid; nucleus.